CUCAUACUUCCAUCAACUUGAUACAUGCCCCACUGGUCUUCUAUACACACCAUGGAACCCCUGCGAAGGUCCCAAUCGUCUCGGUCCAUGAGAAGAAGCCAUCACAGUUCCCAAUCCACUGAACCUUUCGACCCAGAGCUCGCUAGAUUCCAGGCUACCACAGCUGCAUCUCGAGCGAUGCUGCGUUCCAAGUGCUCGUAUGAUGUUCUCGGUGGUCCAAGUCAAAUGGCUGUACCUCAGAGGCAACAUCGCCCUGCAGGUGCUGCAUUCAACUCUACAAAUGCUUCGGCUGAGAAUGAAGAUCUUCGUCGGUCUGUGCUCAAUAAGGCGAGCGAUCGAUCUCCACCAGCUGGUCUACCGUCUACCAGGGAGUUUGGAGGGCUCGAUGUCGGUAUCGCUACUUUGCCUUCUUCCUAUCGGCGACUCCGCAAGACCCGAUCGAUGUUCACGAAUUGGCAGCGCUCCUCCCAUGUAUCCCGUGGACUGGCAUCACCUGGAUGUCCGAGCAAUGAUUUCCCGGCAAAGAGAGAGCCUCGGGAUAUUCCACGCGCUCCUGGCACGCUGAGACGCUCCAUGUCAUUCUUCCGAGGGGAUACUCGAGAUGCUGAUGCUCUCCGAUAUGCUAAGGGUCAAGAGGCGGCGAUUGAAUUGGCACGCAAUCACCACCAGCAGCCGGAAAACUGUCAGACUGAGCCCCGGAAAUCUUCACUAAUAGUUCCCAAGUCAAGGCGAGAGCACAAACCCUUCAAGAAAACACUCCGUUCAGGGGUGUCAGACGCAGAGCUAGCAAGCGUGUCGCCGGCAACGCAGCGGUCCACUAACGUCAUAUCCUACGGCAAGGCUAGAUCACUGUCGUCGUCCCUCAAGAAAGGAAUCAAGAAGGUGUUUGGGCUCUCCAGACCAUCCUCGGCCCGUGCGACUCUGGGGAAAUCUCCCUCAAAUGACCAACAACGGACACAGGGGUCGCGCUCUCCAAUAUCCGAAAAGCACUCUGAUCUCUUGAAGUCUGGCAUCGAGGAAAGCGCCCUUCUCCACUCACCAGGUACUGAGGGAACUGUGAUAUAUACAGGAGUCAAGAAGUCUGGAAGCUCUGAGAGCCUUGCCACAAGUCGUUCUCGCGUAACAAGCUGGGCGGACUCGACGAUAGCAGACACUGUAGUAACACAUAGAGCAGACGACCACAGCUCUUUGUCUGUUAUAGACGAGCAAGACAGCUCCGUCCUUAAGCCGGACUCAUCCAAAGAUGCUUCACAGGCCACUCGUCGCACUCCAAAGCCUAACUGUACGAUAGACAGUCAGCGCUUGUAUUCUGCGCUGAUGAGGCGCAUCGAUGGGAACAAGACGGAGAAUGCAAGCGAGGAAAUCGUCCUUGGCCAUGUCAAGGAACAUCGCGCAAUUCCGACACCUGUGUCCUCAAUGUACACUCGCCGUAGUAAGAAGACGAUUCGUUUGAUCGCCAGCGAUGAGUCACUUCAAAGCCCCGGUUCCUAUACGACAGCUGAUGCGGGUACAGUCACGCCCUGCGAAACAAUUCCAUGUCAGGCUCAGCGCACCUAUGGCCAAAAGCAUCUGCAGGACAAACAUUAUGAUAUUUCCAAACUGGCAUCGUCCAAACACACUGUCAAGGAGGCUUUUAGAGACGAGACUGGAAACGUGGCUAUGGGAAGGUCUCCGAGCCCAGAGGAAAGCGAGGAUUCCCCAAGUAUAUAUUCUCGCUCAAUAGGUGGAAACUCGCCCAGCACAGAGGACCCAAAACCGGGUGAGUGUGACCCUGAAGUGGCGAAUGAACCAGGUGUGGCUACCAUAUACGCAAGUCAGCGGGCGAUCUAUAGCUCGCCAAAGCGUAAUUCUGGCCAGGGUCCCGAUGCGAUGCAACGACCGAGUGGGGAUUGGCAGCAAUGGAUGCACACGCAAAUGGAGCGAAUUGAAUGCCUCACACCUACCAGGCGUCACUAUCGAGAAGAUGCCCAGAUCCAAGACGAAAGAGCUGAUUUCGCAUACCGAACUCCAUCUCGAGACACACGAGGCUUUUGGAGUGGAUCACCAGACGAAGACCUGUGGACGACCUGCAAAGUAACAGCCAGAAAUAACUUCUCACGUCCGUUCAGUCGGUCAUCCAGUAUACGCAACACAAUCAUUGCCCCGAAGGAGCAACCAGAUACUCUGGUUCCACCUCCGCCGCCGGCGGACUUGACCCCCAAGGUAGAGACACGGCCAGAUGGAAUGGCCUUGUCGCCAGUACCUGCGCUAUUGAAUUAUCGAUAUCGAGCUCCAGAGUCACCAACUCCAAGAAGAGAUGCAACGGACAAAGCCCGGUGGAGAACAGGGGUAAGAGGAUAUGGGAGACAGCCUUCCAGAUUGGAUUCGAAGGCCUCCCAAUUCAGGACUUCACGUGCACCUUACGAGAAUAGAAGAUUGACUGACGAGAAUGUCCGAGUCGAGAGUGGGUAUCACGAGAUCACUAGCCAGGACAGUCAAGUGCAGAACAUGUACUCGCCCAUCUCGAGUAAACGCAUGGUGGAUAUGUUUCUGGAAAGUCGCCGACGACGAAUGGGCACCGAAAUAUCCGACGCAGCACCAUCCGAGGGAAUGGGUUAUCUGUAUCUUUCGGUUAUCCUUUUGGUCAUGACUGACGCUUCAAAGAAUGAACAAACACCGAUUGUGGCAGAUGAUGAGACAACUCAGUCUAGUAACAGUGUGUAUGAUAAAACUUAUACCAAGUCAUUGUCCAAUGACACGCUUCCAUAUGAGUCCUUGCCCUCUUAA
Aspergillus neoniger CBS 115656 is the source of this 2766-nucleotide messenger RNA. RefSeq lists its product as uncharacterized. Bases 25 to 2766 code for a protein of 913 amino acids. NCBI's taxonomy places the organism in Eukaryota, Fungi, Ascomycota, Eurotiomycetes, Eurotiales, Aspergillaceae. The transcript is spliced from 3 exons. The record is from RefSeq and is a predicted model, not a curated record.